Molecule: messenger RNA, 3757 nt
Organism: Orbicella faveolata
Lineage: Eukaryota; Metazoa; Cnidaria; Anthozoa; Scleractinia; Merulinidae
Product: neurexin-1b-like
Source: RefSeq, a predicted model, not a curated record
CAUUAAAAUUAAGAUCCGGUUAGGAAAUCAUUAAAUUUAGCAUGCAAACCCUGACGUACAAAAAAAAAGUUCGCCAGGACGUGCGUAAAAAAUUGUUCCAAGUUGUGCAAAUGGUGACGUAAUUCAGAGUGCUGGUACUCAUUCAAUACAUUUUACAAACGGGCGGCUUACUGAACUGAUCUCCCGCCGCAACGGUAUGGAGAUAAGUAGUACGUUGGAUAAGAUCACUCGAUUAGCCAAUCACAAACAAGAUAAGCAAUGUUGGCUCGCAGUGACGCACUGCCGCCUUGAAAGUUCGAUUUGGUUAACUUGGCCUUUUGCACGUCUGGUCAGUUAUGUAGUUUAGAGUGAAUUUCUUUCAAGUCUGGCGUGAAGCACGCGCGUUUUUCCCCACGUUGCGCUGUACAGUUAACAUGGAGCCUUUGUUGGGCGGAACGUAAGUGAAAUGAUAGGAGUUGUGAUAAUUCUCCAGCUCAGUUUUAUUGCCGGUUCUCUUUCGGCGAGGACCGGUCUUCGGUUCUCAAAAGACCCAACGGCCUUUGCUGUUUUCAAGGGAUGGAACGCCAAAACAAACGGAAAUUUAACAUUUCAUUUCAAGACGGAUAACAAAAAUGGUUUCCUGGUUUACGAAGACGACAAAGGACAGUGCCAAUACAUUUAUUUGUCUUUGGCGGACGGGCGGCUUAGAUUGCGCCUUAAAAUGGGUAACUGCGAUGAAACGCAAACACUACUCGUCGGUCAUAAUCUGGCGGACGGAAACUGGCACAAAGUAACUGUCCAACGAAAUUACAAGUCCACAACAAUUACAGUGGACAGUUGGACUAACAGUACGGAAUACAAAGGAAGAGGCAGACAGACUCUUGGAGUUCAAAGCGAUUUGUUUGUUGGUGGAAUUCCGUGGUAUAAGCCAUUCAAUGAUCUCUCCUUUCCAGCUAUUAAAUACGAAAGCAUACAUUUUAACAGUUUUGAUGGCUGUAUAAGUGGAAUAAUGCACAGCAAUGGAGUAAGACCUUUGAGAGAAGCCCAGCUGCAAAACACUUCAGGGACAUCGGAGGGCUGUUUGGAUCCUUGCUCGCAAACAGAUAAAUGUGAGAACGGUGGAAUUUGUCGUGAUAGUGUAAGCAGUGUAUGGUGUGACUGUAACGGAACCAGAUUUGAAGGAGUCAAUUGUACUGACGAAACAUCUUCAAUUUGGCUGAACGGAAGUGGCUAUAUCGUUUUCCACGUGAACCCGGCGGAGGAAAAUUUCUAUUCAAACUACAGUUACGUUGCGUUUCACUUGAAGACAGAGAAUUCGGGUGGUAUUAUAUUCAGCCUUCAGUCACCAUAUGGAAAUGACUCUCUGCUGAUCGAGAUGACUGAUGGCAAAAUAAGAGUGGAAUUAGAUCUGGGAGAAGGUCAGCUGGUUUUGGCGGGAAAAGGAGUGAAAGUCAAUGACGACAAGUGGCACUGGGUCGAGUUUAGCAGGCGGCGUCGUAAAGUCGCUUUAAAGAUAGAUCAUCGUCCCCAGGCCGGUGGAGAGAUGCCCGGGAAAUCCUCUCAGCUUAAAUUGGGCCUGGAGCCCAAAGUGUACUUGGCUGGGGGCCCAAGGAACGCUUUCAGAAAAUCCGAAUCGAAACAGAACUUUAGUGGAUAUCUACAAGAGUUUUACUUUAGGCACACGAAGGUCUUUGACAGCAUCGUGCCUACGAUUACGGAUAGACGAUUUGUAAAAGUUGGAAUUGUGAUUGAUGGAACUAUCAUACUUGACGGCAGCGCUUCAGGGUGCUUCCCGGUCGGGGACGACGAGGAUGAGGAUUGCAGGGGCACAGCUACUAAUGCCCCUUCAGAAGGCGUGAUGACGUCAGCAACUCGCCUCUCCACUGACCCAGGCCCCAUGCCCACUGGAGUCCAGGCCCAGCGCUCAUUACCGCAGGUGGUGCCAUUUUGGAUCAUCUCCGUGUUGGUGGUUAUAGCAGCCAUUGCCAUUCUAGUGACAAUCUUUUUCUUGUACCGCUGGAACUCUCGCUACAGUGGCUCAUUUAAACCUGAGUCUGCUUCAUCCAGCUGCGGGAAUUCGCCAAAACACAGCGCUCAGCCAACCGCGAAACCUCGCAUUUAUGUCUCAGCACACGAUGAGAAAGUUUAAGGGUGCUCUCCAGUUUGAGUCAGUGUUAUGUGCUGAGUGUUGCUAAACACCAUGGAAACGAAAGAGGUGGCCCUUUGAUCACUGAGCGAGAUCCAAAACGGAUUCCUUAAUCACUACCUGAUGGUCAGGAGAAAAAAGCUCUUUAUAAAAGAGGAAUGUUUUCAAACAAUGUAGACUGCAUUUGCUUCCAGAGUGUGAAUUGAACAGAGCAGCUUGUAAUUAUUUAAAGGCGUGCCGAGUGAGCUUUGCUAGGAGAUUGUGUCGUGUGUGGUUCCAAUACGGUUUCAUUCUACGAGUCUUGAGUGUGACAGUUACAUCAGCAACUAUUCAAAAUGAUUCAUAUGCACCAGUAAUGCAAGUACAUAGCUCGUUGAACCGAGGAACACGUAAAAUGUAAAGGAAUCUAAAUGAUAUAAAAUAAACAAUUAUUGAGCGUUCCAAUCAAUAAGAGAUUUUUUACGAAAGAUUAAGUUGCUGGAGAAAUUUCCAGAGAUUUGAUUACCACUCUUCGCUACUCAGGAAAAAUAUGCAAUGACUGAACGAUUGCGACAUUUUUUUGUGAUUAAGAGUGUGAGCAUUGUUUGUUGUUGAAGUUUGGCAAUGCUAGUGCAUGACCUAAGUCAGUUUGAAUUAAGAUUAGCAUAAACGGCAACAAAAAGGCAUUGAAUCGUCUUCUCCAAGCCUGGAAUUCAUAUCGAUCCAAAUUUAUGGCAUGUUUGUACUUUGUAUAAGGAGAAAAUCACGGUAUAACUCCAAAAGGUUAAUUACCUAGGAUGAUAUCUUAUUAUCAUGAUGAGAGCCAAUGCCUGGUUCUUUGAUGUCACGUGAUUACAUGUAUUUAGUUUGCUUAGAGUUACGUCAUCAGUAUGGAAUGUGUCGGGUCGAAUCUAAGACGCUCUAUGAUCUAUUUGCUGCGCAUUUGAAAGGAGAACGCUAACAGAAAAGCCAAAACAGCUGCGCCUCCUAAAAAGUUUGCUUUUAUAUUUAAGCUCCUAGCGCAUGUUUUUCACUUGUAAAUUAAAUAUUUAGCGAGAUAUGAACAAGCAUUAUUAGUAUUAAAUUUUUGCUUUGUACAAAAAAGAAUUUAGGAAAAUGAAUCGAGGGUGAACGCUUAAAAAAAAAACAGGUGGAUCAUGUAAUUGAACAUUAUUAUGAACUGGGAUUAAACAAUAGCGGAUAAAUGUGCGACAACUAUAACAGGCUCCAUUUAGACAGCACAGCCAAAAGCAUUGCAGAACGUUCAAGGAAGAAUUGAUCAGGUUGAAAUGCUGUUAAACCGGACACUGACUAUGCUUUGUUACCGUUCUGCGAUGUGAUUACUUGUCACUGCUCGUUGUCUAACUGUUUCCAUUUGCAGUAGUCGAACAUAAAGGAUACGAUCGCUAGAUAGUUUUAAAAUGACAUUUUUUUUAAUUUGAUUCAUUUUUAGAAAUAAAACUAAUAAUGACAUUGUGUUCGUUUCCUUUAUAUCCUGAGAUUCUGCGUUUGAUAAGAAAAGCAUAGCGCCUCUUUGGCUUGUUCCAAUUUCAGCUAGGUUGUUAAUUACUCUACAAAUAACUUACGGAAACCGUGCGCGUAGAGGACCGGGCAGACUUUUGGUAUUGGAAAGUAAAACUGCUUUAAGAUAGA